AUGUCCGGUAUCUUCGAGCAACCGCGGAACGCGGGUACUCUGUUCUUGGGUGGGCAGAAAAUCACCGGCGCUGAUGUUCGGGAGCAAAACGUACUCGCGACGCAGGCUAUUGCGAAUGUUGUCAAGAGCUCUUUCGGCCCCUCGGGUCUCGACAAGAUGAUGGUGGAUGACAUUGGAGAUGUGACCGUGACUAACGAUGGAGCGACGAUCCUGAGUCUUUUGGAUAUCGAGCAUCCUGCCGGCAAGAUUUUGGUGGAUUUGGCCCAACAGCAGGAUAAAGAGGUUGGAGAUGGCACCACUUCCGUCGUGCUCAUUGCUGCCGAACUCCUGCGCCGUGCCAAUGAGCUUAUGAAGAACCGGAUCCACCCUACGACCAUCAUCACCGGUUACAGAUUGGCCCUCAGAGAAGCAGUCAAGUAUAUGAAUGAGAACAUUGCUUCCAAGGUCGAGAAUCUCGGAAAGGAUAGCCUGAUCAAUAUCGCGAAGACGUCGAUGUCGAGCAAGAUCAUCGGUGCCGAUGCCGACUUCUAUGCCAACUUGGUUGUGGACGCAAUGCUUCUGGUGAAGACGACGAACCAGAAGAAUGAGGUCAAAUACCCCGUUAAGGCAGUCAACCUGCUCAAGGCCCAUGGCAAGAGUGGUACCGAGUCGAUGCUCGUCAAGGGCUAUGCCUUGAACUGCACCGUUGCCUCCCAGGCCAUGAAGACCCGCAUCACGGACGCGAAAAUUGCUUGCCUUGACAUGAACCUACAGAAGGAGAGAAUGAAGCUGGGCGUUCAGAUCACAAUCGACGACCCCGAGCAGCUGGAAAAGAUUCGUGAGAGAGAAUCAGGGAUCGUUAUCGAGCGUGUGGAAAUGAUCCUCAAGUCUGGUGCAAAUGUUAUUUUGACCACCAAGGGUAUCGAUGAUAUGGUCCUUAAGCUCUUUGUCGAGCGAGGUGCCAUGGCGGUGCGGAGAUGCAAGAAGGAGGACCUGAGACGGAUAGCUAAGGCUACCGGUGCUACUCUUGUGAGCACGCUUUCCGAUCUGAAUGGAGACGAAAAGUUCGAAACAUCGUAUUUGGGAUAUGCCGAGGAGGUUGUGCAGGAGCGGAUAUCAGAUGAUGAGUGCAUCCUUGUGAAGGGCACCAAGGUCCAUACAUCAGCUUCGAUCAUCCUUCGGGGACCUAAUGACUUCAGCUUGGACGAGAUGGAACGCUCUGUUCACGACUCGCUGUGUGCCGUCAAGCGUACCUUGGAGAGUGGAAGCAUUGUUCCGGGAGGUGGCGCUGUCGAGACUGCCCUUCACAUCUACCUGGAAGAAUUCGCCGUGACAGUGGGCUCCCGCGAGCAACUGGCCAUUGGAGAAUUUGCGCAAUCUCUCCUCAUCAUCCCCAAGACCCUGGCUGUCAAUGCCGCCAAGGACUCCUCCGAACUUGUGGCCAUGCUCCGCGUGCGCCACGCCCUCUCCCAGCGUGCGCAGGAGGAGGGCGCCAAGGAGGAUGAAAAGGCGAUCGCCAAGAAGAAGACAUACCGCAACUACGGCCUGGACCUGUCCAAGGGUAAAGUCCACGACUCUCUCAAGGCUGGCGUCUUGGAGCCCAGCAUGAGCAAAAUCAAGCAGCUCAAGAGUGCUGUCGAGGCCUGCAUAGCCAUCAUGCGUAUCGAUACGAUGAUCAAGCUUGACCCCGAGAGACAGGAGGAUGAUGGACACGGUCACUAA
This is a messenger RNA of Penicilliopsis zonata CBS 506.65, 1701 nucleotides long. RefSeq lists its product as hypothetical. Lineage: Eukaryota; Fungi; Ascomycota; Eurotiomycetes; Eurotiales; Aspergillaceae. The record is from RefSeq and is a predicted model, not a curated record. Gene Ontology annotation, biological process: protein folding. Gene Ontology annotation, cellular component: chaperonin-containing T-complex. The coding region runs from base 1 to 1701 and encodes 566 amino acids. The transcript has 6 exons. Gene Ontology annotation, molecular function: ATP-dependent protein folding chaperone; ATP binding; ATP hydrolysis activity.